AAAAACGUGCCUGGCGGCCGGAGGGACAUUCGCUUUGACAUUAUUUGGCGCGGACUGUCCGAACGGGAACGAGCCCCGCGGAGGGUCACUCGGCCCGGUUCGGCUCGGAUCGGCUCGGAUCGGACCGAAUCGGCGCCGCGCUGCGUUCCCAUGGAAAGGGUGGGCGCAUAGGUGGAAUUCCGCUUCCGUUCCACAGGGACUCAACUUUUCCUCUCCCUCCGCAGCCCAGCAGCGAUCCGAUCGCGCUACCACCAGGAGCGGAGACCCGGCCUCCGCAAACCGCACCGACGAUGGCCAGUUCGUCCCCGCAGAAAUCGCCGUCGUCCCCCAAAUCGCCGCCGUCCCGAAAGAAGGAUGACUCCUUCCUCGGCAAACUUGGAGGAACUUUGGCGAGGAGAAAAAAGGCGAAGGAAGUGUCCGAGCUCCAGGAGGAAGGGAUGAACGCCAUCAACCUGCCCCUGAGCCCCAUCCCCUUCGAGCUGGACCCCGAGGACACCAUGCUGGAGGAGAACGAAGUUCGCACCAUGGUGGACCCGAACUCCAAGAGCGACCCCAAACUGCAGGAGCUGAUGAAGGUGCUCAUCGACUGGAUCAACGACGUGUUGGUUGGGGAAAGGAUAAUUGUUAAGGACCUGGCUGAGGACCUCUAUGAUGGGCAGGUCCUACAGAAGCUGUUUGAAAAGCUGGAGGGGGAAAAGCUCAACGUUGCUGAAGUCACGCAGUCCGAGAUCGCCCAGAAGCAGAAGCUCCAGACGGUGCUGGAGAAGAUCAAUGACACGCUGAAGGUUUCUACCAGGAACAUCAAGUGGAACGUUGACUCUGUGCACGCUAAGAGUGUGGUGGCCAUUCUUCACCUGUUGGUGGCGCUGUCUCAGCACUUUCGAGCCCCGAUCAGACUUCCGGAUCACGUGUCCAUUCAAGUUGUGGUGGUCCAGAAACGUGAGGGAAUUCUGCAGUCCCGGCAAAUCCAGGAGGAGAUCACGGGCAACACGGAGGCUUUAUCUGGGAGACAUGAGAGGGACGCCUUUGACACCCUAUUUGACCACGCCCCAGACAAGCUCAACGUGGUAAAAAAGACCCUGAUCACCUUUGUGAACAAGCACUUGAACAAGCUGAACUUGGAGGUGUCAGAAUUAGACACACAGUUUGCAGAUGGUGUUUACCUGGUUCUGCUGAUGGGGCUCCUCGAGGGAUACUUUGUUCCACUCUACAACUUCUUCCUCACCCCGGAAAACUUUGAGCAGAAGGUCCACAACGUGUCCUUCUCCUUCGAGCUCAUGCAGGAUGGUGGCCUGGAAAGACCCAAGCCCAGACCCGAGGACAUCGUGAACUGCGAUCUGAAGUCCACCCUGAGGGUGCUCUACAACCUCUUCACCAAAUACAGGAAUGUGGAGUAAGCGGGAUGUGGCGGGUGCUCCGUUUCCAAGGCAAUGCUGCCGUCGCUCACCUGCUUCUCCUGGCUUCACGCCCCCCCCCCACUUGACGGCACGUACAGAGGGCCACGGAAGGGAUCGCCGUGAGCGUUCAGCAUUCACCAGAAUCCUGCAGUCAUGUAUGAAAAAAGAAACAACCCAGAAGGCCAAAAGUAAUAAGACCAAA
Molecule: messenger RNA, 1599 nt
Organism: Scleropages formosus (Asian bonytongue)
Lineage: Eukaryota; Metazoa; Chordata; Actinopteri; Osteoglossiformes; Osteoglossidae
Gene: parvab
Product: parvin, alpha b
Exons: 13
Coding region: 291-1397 (368 amino acids)
Biological process (GO): establishment or maintenance of cell polarity regulating cell shape; substrate adhesion-dependent cell spreading; actin cytoskeleton organization
Cellular component (GO): actin cytoskeleton; focal adhesion; cytoplasm
Molecular function (GO): actin binding
Source: RefSeq, a predicted model, not a curated record